Messenger RNA from Balearica regulorum gibbericeps (East African grey crowned-crane), 1219 nucleotides. Lineage: Eukaryota; Metazoa; Chordata; Aves; Gruiformes; Gruidae. The record is from RefSeq and is a predicted model, not a curated record.
AUGAUUAAGAGUUUAUCAUAUGUUACUGAUAAAGAACAGAAAUCAAUUUUUAGCAAACUUAUUUAUGAAUUCUUACUUUCUACACAGACUGCAUCCUCAGCUAUUAAAGGUGCCAUCCAGCUGGGAAUAGGAUACACAGUAGGAAACCUUACAUCAAAGCCAGACAGAGAUGUUCUUAUGCAAGACUUCUAUGUUGUGGAAAGUGUUUUCCUACCAAGUGAAGGGAGCAAUCUCACCCCAGCUCAUCAUUACCCUGACUUCAGAUUUAAGACGUAUGCACCUCUUGCCUUCCGCUAUUUCAGAGAACUUUUUGGUAUCAAGGCUGAUGAUUACUUGUACUCAAUCUGCAGUGAGCCUUUGAUUGAAUUAUCCAACCCAGGUGCCAGUGGGUCCUUAUUUUUUGUAACUAGUGAUGAUGAGUUCAUCAUCAAAACAGUUCAACACAAAGAGGCUGAGUUUCUUCAGAAGCUUUUGCCGGGUUAUUAUAUGAACCUGAACCAGAAUCCAAGGACUCUUCUACCCAAAUUUUAUGGGCUGUACUGUGUUCAGUCAGGAGGCAUUAAUAUUAGAAUUGUUGUCAUGAAUAAUGUUUUGCCACGAGCCUUGAAAAUGCAUUUCACGUAUGACUUGAAAGGCUCCACAUACAAACGGAGAGCAUCAAGAAAAGAGAGGGAGAAGACCAACCCUACAUUCAAAGACUUGGAUUUCUUGCAAGACAUGCAUGAAGGGUUGCAUUUUGACUCUGAAACACACAGUGCAUUGAUGAAAACAUUACAGCGGGAUUGUCGAGUUCUAGAAAGUUUUAAGAUCAUGGAUUACAGUCUGUUACUGGGAAUCCACAUACUGAACAAUAACCUGAAGGAAAAAGAGGGAGAGAGUUCCCAGAGCACAUUGGAUGCAAAACGUCCUGGAGGGCAGAAAGUUCUGUAUUCCACAGCCAUGGAGUCUAUACAGGGCCCUGGGAAGUCUGGAGACUCCGUCCCCACAGAGACAACAAACACAAUGGGAGGUAUUCCAGCUAGAAGCCAUAAAGGAGAAAAGCUGCUUCUAUUCAUGGGAAUUAUUGAUAUUCUCCAGUCUUACAGGUUAAUGAAGAAGCUGGAACAUUCUUGGAAAGCUCUUGUUUAUGAUGGAGACACUGUUUCAGUUCACAGACCAAGCUUUUAUGCAGACAGAUUUUUAAAGUUUAUGAAUACAAGAGUUUUCAAGAAAGUUCAAG